AUGUUGUCAAGGGCAAAGAAGAGGGCAAACAAGCGCUUGACUAACAAUCUGUUGGAAGGAUUGUGCUUCCACAGCGAUGCUCUGCACUUGAUUCAGUCUGAUCCAGACUAUUUUGGCAAAGAUGCUAUCGAAGUGAUUCUAGCGGCUUGCCAGGAGGACACUAUCAGCACUUCAUUCAGCGGAAUUGAAGCACCACACACUGCCUCCUGUGCUAACCGCGUUGCCCUGGCUGAGUUCUUGGACAUUGACCAAAAGCUGGUGCCAAUGCCACGUCUCCUGCAUAUGAUCGAGUGGGAUGUUCAGAACCGCGCCGAGCUCAUGAUCAUUGCACGCCAAACAGGAAGCUGCUUAUUUGGAGAUAUCGCAAGCUUCUUCCGAAAGGAACUGCAGGAAACCAUUCAAAUGAUCAAGGACAAUCCCGCCAUGGUCGCUGACAUCUUGGCACCAGUGAUCGCGGGAGGAAAUGCCAUGGUCAACCAUUCGUGGUGCUACUACCACCAGAAGCAAUGCUGUAUCAAAACAGCAGUUCGCCAUACAGCAGGGACUUCUUGUGUGCCCUUCAGCAGAAGGGGUGUCAACUUAGGCCUAAAAGAUGUAGCCACCCUCUAUAGUCUGGCCUGGAUUGAUCUACGCUUGCUCUUGCAAGAGCCUGAC
Molecule: messenger RNA, 654 nt
Organism: Durusdinium trenchii
Lineage: Eukaryota; Dinophyceae; Suessiales; Symbiodiniaceae
Source: the annotation of a GenBank genome assembly